AUGACAGGAAUCAACUUUCGGACAAACAGGGACUGGAUGGCCCUGUACAAACAAGAUCUGGCAGAAAAGGCUAUCUCAGAAACAAGCACGCUCGAAGAAAUUGCAUGCUAUCUCUUCGUUAACCGCGAACAACCCGACCCUCAUCAGCUAUUGAUAUUAGCCAUAGAAAAAGUGGAUAAGGCUGUUCUGAAUGCUCUAGUCCAUAAUAUUAAUUUCAAAAUUGAUAUCAAUCAGCGCGAUGCUGAGCGACGAACAGCACUGACACAGGCUAUGAAAUCUGGCAACCAGGAAAUAGUUGAAUAUCUCCUGGAGAUCGAAGGGAUCGACAAAUUCGAUCCAACGGUGCUGUCAGCUUUGUUGAAGAGUCCUAAAGUCAAGGCCUGCUCUCAAGAUAAGGAAGCCCGAACGCCACUAAUCUGGAGCAUCUUUGGCAAUAGGAGUGAGAGCAUGAAACUUCUUUUAGAAGAAGACGACUCUGGAGUAACUACCCCUGAUAUAGAGGGACGAACGCUACUUUCAUACGCCUCAGAGAAAUGCAAUCUUGGCAUGGUGAAGUCUUUAUUAUAUAAAUGUAGCGGAAACGCGGACCAGCCUGAUCGUAAUGGGCGAACUCCGUUAUCUUGGGCAGUUCAAAGAAAGCCAGCGACAGUUCCCGUUUCUUUUAGAACAAAUUCGACGUUUUCGCAUCUUUCAACCACGUCGAGGGGCAUUAGGACAACUCCGGAGUCUCAGAAUAAGGAGAUCGUUGAGUACUUGAUCAAUACUGGACACGCGGACCCUCACUUCAAAGACAACAACAAGAGAACUCCAUUUUCAUGGGCAGUUGAGACUGAAAAUCUGGAUACUAUUAAAUACCUGGCAGACCAUCCAAAAGUCGACAUUAAUGAUCCUGAUAAAGAUCGGCGAACACCUUUAUCAUGGAGUGCAGGACAAGGACCUAUCACAGUAGUCGAAUACUUACUGUCAAUUGAUAGUAUAGAUGUCAUGCUUAAAGGCAAUCAGGGGAAAAGUCCGAUUUUCUGGGCCACCCGGCCAAACAACAAGCGGAUGAUCGAACUGUUCAGAAAAAGGGGCAUUAAAGCCUUACACACUAUGGUCACGAAAAGAGAUGAUCUUGAGAAAGUGAAACUUCUUCUUGAGGCUGGAUACGAUGCCUCUAGAGUGGACGCUCAAGGUUGCACGCCAAUGCGUCGCGCUGUUAAAGCUGGAAAUUUGGAAUCUGCGAAACUGCUUAUCCAUGAAUGCCCGCAGUCCGUGAACGAGAAAGAUAUGGACGACCGAUGA
Molecule: messenger RNA, 1284 nt
Organism: Fusarium odoratissimum NRRL 54006
Lineage: Eukaryota; Fungi; Ascomycota; Sordariomycetes; Hypocreales; Nectriaceae
Exons: 2
Coding region: 1-1284 (427 amino acids)
Molecular function (GO): protein binding
Source: RefSeq, a predicted model, not a curated record